Molecule: messenger RNA, 465 nt
Organism: Chlorella variabilis
Lineage: Eukaryota; Viridiplantae; Chlorophyta; Trebouxiophyceae; Chlorellales; Chlorellaceae
Exons: 2
Molecular function (GO): protein binding
Source: RefSeq, a predicted model, not a curated record
ACCGCUGCGGAAGUGUCCCUGGCACAGCGCCUGGGCCUGGUGCCCGCUCCGCCGCCUGCCCUUUCCAGCGACGAGUGGCUUGCGGUGCACCUGGCGAGCCGGCUGCGGCAGGACUCGAGCGGCCUCUGCAGCAUCUGCCUAGCGCCGUUCAAGGCGGCGGCACAGGUGCUGCUGAGCUGCUCCCACACCUUCCACGCCACCUGCCUGGCCAGCUUCGAGCGCUUCAGCAGGGAGCACACGGGGCAGGCGCGGUGCUGCCCGCUGUGCCGCUGCCAGGCCUACCAGAAACGGCGCAUCGCUGAUGCGGAGCUACUGUGGCGCCACGCCUGCGCCGCACGCAUCCAGGCGGCCUGGCGGGGCCGGCUGGCGCGGCGGCACUUCCGCGCGCUGCGCCGCCUGCUGCCGCCGCAGCAUCCCGCGCUCAGGCGGCGCUGGUGUGCCGAGCGGCUUGAGGAGGGCAGCGCU